AGUUGAUACUCACUGCAAGCGUCUCUUGUAAGCUCAUUUAUAGUCUUCUUCACCACUCAUCUUCUUCUUCUUCUUCUUUAGUUCCUUAAAUUCUGGGUUUUGAAUUUGGUUCUUGGACUAAGAUAAUGAGCGCUUCCAAGUUCAUAAAAUGUGUUACUGUUGGAGAUGGAGCUGUCGGGAAGACAUGUAUGCUUAUCUGUUACACUAGCAACAAGUUUCCAACUGAUUAUAUACCGACUGUGUUCGACAACUUCAGUGCCAAUGUAGCUGUGGAUGGACAAAUUGUUAAUUUAGGGCUAUGGGACACUGCAGGUCAAGAAGAUUACAGUAGGUUGAGACCAUUGAGUUACAGAGGAGCUGAUAUCUUUGUCGUAGCCUUUUCGCUAAUUAGCAAGGCGAGUUACGAGAAUGUACUAAAGAAGUGGAUGCCUGAACUUCGUCGGUUUGCCCCAAAUGUUCCUAUAGUUCUUGUUGGUACAAAGCUAGAUCUCCGAGAUGAUAAGGGAUACCUCGCGGAUCAUACCAAUGUCAUUACAUCUACUCAGGGAGAGGAACUGAGGAAGCAAAUUGGUGCAGCUGCUUAUAUCGAGUGCAGUUCCAAGACUCAACAAAAUGUAAAAGCGGUGUUUGACACAGCGAUCAAGGUGGUUCUUCAGCCCCCAAGGAGGAAGGAGGUCACAAGGAGGAAGAGGAAACAUAGAAGAUCCGGUUGCUCCAUUGCGAGUAUUGUCUGUGGAGGUUGCAACGCGGCUUAAGGCACAACACAAGUCUCAACAACAUUGUGACUCUCUUUCUAUGGUUGUUUUUUUUUUAUGGUUCUUAGGUUGAAACUCUCCAACUGUGAAGAUAAGGGAACUGUUGGUUCUCUUAUUUGUAUGUGAAGAAGCUCCUUUCUCUGUUUUUGGUUGUGUAGAUUUGCAGAUUCUGUAACAUUCUUCUCUUGUUAACAAGUUUUGGAUCUUUUAGCAAAUUUGGAAUUCUUAAAUUCUG
Arabidopsis arenosa is the source of this 990-nucleotide messenger RNA. Lineage: Eukaryota; Viridiplantae; Streptophyta; Magnoliopsida; Brassicales; Brassicaceae. The record is from the annotation of a GenBank genome assembly.